UUUGUUUUUUCUUUUUCGACUAUUAACAUAAAAAAAAAACAGAGCUAGGGUUUACAUCUGUUCUCCCGUCUCUUCCUUAUACCUCGGAAUUCGCCGGCUAGUGUUCAUCCUCCAAGAAUCUGUCAUCUCCACAGAGUGUGAAUUUUUUUUGGGGGAGCAAUGAGUAAACGAAAACGACCAGAGCCGAAACUAACGGGACGUGAUCCGAACGAAGCGCACGAGAAGAAGCUUCUCGAUUUUAUCAGAAGCAAGCAAGGAACUGGAGCAACCAUGUACGAGCUGAAAGCAGAUAAAACCAUCCCACCGACUAUGUUUACACGACUGGUCAAUUCCCUCAAGAAGAAGGGUCUCAUCAAAGACGUACCAACCAUGAACAACAAAGGUCAUAAACAUUUCUUAGCUAUGGAGUUUGAGCCUGAUAAAGAACUCACUGGUGGGGAAUGGUACACUGAUGGUACCCUUGACGUUUCCAAGAUCGAAGAUUUGAAAGCCAAGUGUGUUAUGAUUUUGGAGAGGCAUAGGCAUAGGGUUGUUACUUUGGAUGUUAUGUGUGCUUAUUUUGUUAAAGAGGAGAAGUUGAGUGAGGACCAGACUAAGGAGAUUCUCAAGAAUUUAGUUUUGGAUAAUCUGAUCAUUGAGGUGAAGAGCACUGGAAUGAACGAGUUUGCUUCUACCAGGAUUGGAGAAGUUUGCUACAGGUUGACUGGGAAAAAAUCUGGUAAUGGUGAGGCUAGAGCUGGAGCUUUCGCUUCGAUUCCUUGUGGUGCUUGUCCUCAUAUUGGGCUUUGUUCACCUGGUGGUGCUAUCUCCCCUACUACAUGUGUUUAUUUUCAGAAAUGGCUAGACUUUUAGCUUUCUCUCUUUUUCUUGGGGAUUAAUAAUAAUACUUAAUUAAGAUGUUACAAUUGAUGAUGUUUUGUUUUUACAUAAUGGAAUGCAAUUUGAUAUCUCUAUAAA
This is a messenger RNA of Camelina sativa (false flax), 957 nucleotides long. RefSeq lists its product as uncharacterized. Gene Ontology annotation, cellular component: RNA polymerase III complex. Lineage: Eukaryota; Viridiplantae; Streptophyta; Magnoliopsida; Brassicales; Brassicaceae. Gene Ontology annotation, biological process: transcription by RNA polymerase III. The record is from RefSeq and is a predicted model, not a curated record.